Messenger RNA from Ostreococcus tauri, 1797 nucleotides. RefSeq names its product DnaJ domain. The transcript has a single exon. NCBI's taxonomy places the organism in Eukaryota, Viridiplantae, Chlorophyta, Mamiellophyceae, Mamiellales, Bathycoccaceae. The record is from RefSeq and is a predicted model, not a curated record. The coding region runs from base 1 to 1797 and encodes 598 amino acids.
AUGACGCGUGAGACGUCGGAGGGACAGCCGUCAACGUCUUCUCGCGAUGAUCGUUCCGUUUUGAAGCGGUGCGAGGACGUGCGCGAGCGGUUGGACUCGGCGUUGGCGAGCGCAAAGGCACUCGCGGGUGUCCCGCUCGAGCGGGACGCGAUGACACGAAGCGCCAGGGCGUGUCGGUUUCGAGUCAAUCGAUUGCGGGAGCGGUUGGAGAGAGGUUUUGAGGGUGGUAAAAAAUGCGUCGGUGCGGUAGUUUUGGAGGCGGAUGAUUCGAUGGUGAAGAUAUUGGACGCUGACGUGGCGGUUACGGAGGCGCCUGAUGUUACAGACGACGACGUCGGGGAGGUGGAAUCUAGGGAACAAGAGACAGCGUCGUACGAGCGAACGAUCUCGUUUUGGCGCGAGCUAGAGGAAGAUGAUUCCCCGUCCACAGCGCUAUUGCUGCAGUUGGUGCGAUUGGCGCUGAACGGAGUUCCAGAGGGCGGCGCGGUGAGCGCGAGAGAGCUCGCGAGACGGAGUCGACCAACGGAUAUCGACGAAGACGCCGAGCUCUCCGUCAGUGCGCUGUAUCGCUCGGCGGAUGAUUUGAUUACGCGCGCGAGUUGUGCGAAUUUCGGGUCGGGAUUCUUGGCGGGACUCGGUGGACUUUUAUCUUUACCGGUCACUAUUCCAGGUCAGCUCGCGGUGACGACAUUUACGUCGCUGCGAUUGGCGUUUGCGAUCGCGAUAUUAGCCGGUCGCGGUCCGUUAGAUCCAGCGACCGCAGCGCGAGCCAUUCAAGCCGCACUCGGGGUGGACGUUACUGGCGACGACGAUGACGACGCUUUGAGCGUCAAGACGGCGAGCGCGAAGGAGGGCAUGAUGCACGCGGCGAUUCGUGGAUCCGGCACGGCGCUUCAGGGUGCGUCGUGGCGUCUGAUGCGCGUCGCUGCGACCAAGCUCGCGCAGAGAGGGGUGCAGAGGGGGGCUUCAAUGGCUGUGACGAGAGCGGUGCCCAUCAUCGGUGGCGUCAUCGGCGGCACUGUCGACGGCGUGCUCACGCGAACCGUCGGCGCUCGGGCUGUGGAGUUAUUCUUUCCACCUCGACCCAGCGGCGUGAAGCCAAACGGUGCACUCGGCGAACACGCGGAACAGGCGGUGGCAAACUUAAAAAUUGCCGCCGAGAGCGCAGCGAGCUCGCUCAACGGCGCGUUUGAUUCGCUUUCAGCAUCCUUUAAGAAGAGCUUUGGUUCGCGCAGGGACAACGCUUCCAGCGCCGGCGACACGCCGACGAGCGUCGGAUACCAAUCGAGCGAGCUUCAGGAUGACUCAUGGGAGAGAUUUGAGCGCGAGCUUGAGCUCGAGAGCAUGCGCGAGAUCCUCGAGGACGGGUAUCAAUCGAAGCGUCGCGAUGUUGUCACUCCGCCGGCGUCGUCGCCGACGAAAUCCGACCCCGCCAAGGACGCCGAGCGCGCUGCUAAACGCGCGGAGAAAGACAUCUUAUGGGCCGAACACGAAGCCGAGUGGAAGGUGUUCUCCGAGGACCACUCUGACUCCACCGGUCCGCGUAAGCGCCUCGUGCGCUACCGUGAUGUCCCGUGGCCUCCGUCCACCUCCCGCGUCCUGCUCGGAUCCGCUGGCCGCGACGCCACCCCUGUCGACGUCAGAGAUGCCUACCGAAGACUCAUCUUACGGUGGCACCCCGAUCGCUUCGCCCGAUACGCCCUCGAUUCGAGAGAUUCGUCGAGAAUCAACGCCAAACUCGCCGCACUCGCGAGUGCCAUCAAGGACCAAUACGCCGCGUUCCAAACUUCUUGUUAG